Molecule: messenger RNA, 3700 nt
Organism: Schistosoma rodhaini
Lineage: Eukaryota; Metazoa; Platyhelminthes; Trematoda; Strigeidida; Schistosomatidae
Source: the annotation of a GenBank genome assembly
AUGAAAAACAAGAUACACAAAGUAUGGAUAACAUUGAAAUGGAAAGAAAUUACAUUUGAUGAUCGGAAAAAUUCUGGAGUAAAAUGUCACUCAUCUUGCCCUAUUGCUUUCCAUGAUUUGAAAAUGAACAAAAAGCAUCGUUAUGUUUUGUUUCACAUCAACGAUGGAGGAGAAGUCAGCAUUCUGAAAAAAGCUGAGAGAGAGGCAACGUACCAAAAUUUCAGAGAAGAUAUGAUUGAAGCAAUGGAGUUGAAAGACGGUCGGUACGUUGUAUAUGACUAUGAAUACCCCAAUAAAUGUACAGACUUGUUUUUUAUAAUGUGGACCCCGAAAAACUUAAGCACCAAAAAGAAUAUGGUGUAUGCAGCCUCAAAGUGUGCCGUAAAGUCUCAGUUCCAAGGAAUCAAACAUUUCUUGGAGGCACAUGACCUAGAAGAUAUCAGUGAAGAGCGUUUUAAUGAGGUGGGGAAGCAGAAUAGAUUGAGUUGAGUUAUUGGAACUUUAAUGUGGAUCAUUUGUACGGAUUACACUCUCUAACUGGAUUUCACUUGUUUUUUUCUAAUUAAUGCAACUCAUCCCAUGUAUUUGAUUUUCAGCUUCGGUUCAAACUUUGUAUUUUCAUAGUCUCUGACCAGACUGUUCUGUGGAAGAUCUAUUGAGUGUUUCAUCUUCAGUCACUUGUCAAUAAAACUUUGAAAGGUGUGUUUUUUAUAACGAUUUGCUUAACCAAAUCUUGUAGACUGGUUUUUUAAACAUUCAGUUGAGUCCUUUAUUCGAUAGUUUUCUAGUUAGUCCGGUCUAUUAUACCUCAAUUUUUUAGUUUAGGUUAUGAUAAUUUUAAGAUUAGCUGGGCUUAUGUGUACUGACACAGCGAGCAUCAAUAUAGCUGAAGGUACCACUAUAUAACGUUAUACAUGUGUACGAGCGACCCCAAGGUUACGGCUCAUGUUUUCAUCUCCCCACUUUAUUAGAUAGCUAUCACCUCGCCACGACAAAUUAAGAAGCCUAUCGCGUUUCAAACUGUUGAGCCUUUGCAAUCGCUUAUCUUCUCUAUUUCUUAGUGUUGUACUAACGUUGUACUUGACUUAAUUAUAUAUGUUGUUUACUUCAUUGUUACCACUUAUAAACACUCAGGAUUUGCUUCAAAGUGAUCUGGGCUAAUAACUUUGUGGCUGGAAGGACAUGUCACUUGUGAGUCGGUCGUCAUUAACCCAGGACAUCGUAUAUACAUGCAUCAGUCUUAAUUACUACAAUGAAUAUCACAACAAGAAUAAAAAAAGCAUGGUAUAUGUACUAAUGUUGAAAUUGAUGGAAAUCGAAGAAUGGGAAAUAGAUUGCAAGGAAAAAAUAAGGUCGAAGAAUGAACAAUUAGGAAUUAUACAUAAAACUUGAAGGGCGAUAGGAAGUAAAAUAAACUGUGGAGGGAUUCCGUUUGUUUUAAGUUACUGUUUGUGUACCUCUAACUUUUUAGAACAAAUAUGUUCUUAGAUGUAGUAAAUCCUGACGUCAUACAUUUCAGUUUAUUGACUUGUCGAAUUCGAAUAAUACACUUCAUUUCAUGAAUUCAAUUACAUUUUCUUUGUAAUCUUGAUUAGGAAGUUACAUCAGUUGUACAAAUUUGUGUGCUCUUCUAGACAGUUUUCAAAUAUAUAAUUUGAACAACAAUGAAACUUUAUCAAGAUUAAUCAAUCGGUAAAAAUAAUGUACAACUUGAUGUAAAGAGUCAUUAGCACGAAUGUCUAUAUCGUUUGUCCUUGUAACUUGUUUGUUUUCUACUCGUCUAGUGAAGUGUGAAAUAAACAAGUCGUUUCGGCCCGGAAUUCGUAUGCAUAUUUGUUAGUUAACUUUGCUGAUCAUCUACAUAAACUUAAAUAUGUAAGUCAAUCAAUUAGUCUGUCUGCUGCAGUUAACUUCCACAACCGGUAUUUUCACUUGAGCUGUUAUCAAACAAGAGUAUGCUCGAAAUUUAGUGGUAGAUUCAUACUGAAAGUAUUCAAUCUUGAACCACUAGGUAAUAGGUUCGAAACUCACUCCACUGCCGUUCGGUCACCUGGAUGUUAUCAUUAGUUCUUAUGGACAGUGUGGCUCAAACUCGAAUAAGGAGACCUAUACUGAGUUGGGCCAAAUAGCGUCAAAUGAUAUAUGUAGUCCAUCGUUGUUAUGCGUUUGCUACAAGGUCGCCGCAGUAUAUCACUAACAUGUUUAAUUUUCCUAAAGAUAUAUGACUGAAAUGUUGAAAAACCACAUGCGUUUCUUCAGCUCAUCUCCACAAUGGAAGAAAUAACAGUGAACUUACAAAUAAAUGCAUCCUUCAUGAAAAAAUGACCACUCUGUUCGACUGAACAAUCAAUCGCUACAUGGCAGUUGUCAGUGCUGUGCGCAGGUUUGUCGACAGUAUAUACCCUUCAACAGGUUCUGGAACGUAGAAGUACGUAGAUAUUUGUUGAAAUAGUAUUGGAAACGUAUCUUACUCUGUCUAUCAAAAGGGGUCUUGGUGCACUCAGUAACUGGAUAAAACACUGGGAUGUUUAUCAUUCUACUAGAGAUCCUCUUUUGGAGCACUGCUGUAAUUAGAGCUUAUUGAAAGCUGUCAUCGUCGUUGGCUUCGUUAACUAGUGGGUGUAAGAGCUCUUUUACUUUCCCUGCUUGUUUCUUUUGUUAUAGACAUAUUUCUAGCAACUUUAUUCGUGGAAUUUCAGGGACUCAACCUCUGCCAAGAGACCCAUUUAUUGACUUCCAGUGUAAGGAUUGUUCUGCUUACUGAAAAUACUAAUAGCAGUCUUCUGAGUGGUCUGUACAAUAACUCAGGGAUGUUUCUUUAACUUCAGAUGCAAAGUGAAUUUUCGAGACUGGUGCAAUCCAGUGCCUGUUGUAAGCAUAGGUAGUAAAGUGGUCGAACUUGUUAACUACCUAUUUUUCUUGUUGAUUUUUUCAACCCUGUCGUGUUUGCAGCUGGUGACACAAAAGGAUCACCUGUUUCUUCCCAACAAUGCACAGGCAUGAACUUUGUCAAAUAGCAUUUUUUCAUAUAUCACUUUACUACUGUUCUACAUGACCUAUUAAUGUGAAAACACGUAGGUUUGUCGGUAACACACAAUCACAGAUGUCCUAAAAAGUACUCUUUGUGUGAUGAAACCGCAGCGUAAGUAUUAUGAUAUUGAGCGUAGAGUAUUAGGUAAUGAUAACUGGUGUGACUGUCGGCCUUUAUCAAGUGAAUUUCUCGGGAAAGAUACUGCACAUAUUUAACCAAUGCAUCUCACUAUCUGGAUUGUAAAGUACGAUUAUCGUUAUUUGUUUAGAUACGUCAAUUUUGGUACAAUUAGGCACCGAAAUAAAUGUGCAUGCAUCACACAGUGCGAGACAGAGGACGGAAGGAAGGAAGAUACGUAUAAUGGGAAAGAAUUGAUUAUUGAAUACAAGUGAAUGAGAGUUGUGAGCGGUCGGAGAGACAGUUCAGCCAGCAGGAAUACAACCAGAAUAGAUUAUUUCAGUUAGGGAUGUUCUCGCUUUUAUGAGGAAAGUAAACCGGAUUACAACAGGAUUGCUACUGACUUCAACUCUGACCCGUGUACAAUAACAUCUCAAGCCAGUGUUGCAGUCUCCAGGACACGAACCAUCUAGUCGUGAAGGACCGACGAAUACUAGUCACGUACUGCGACAUCAAGUCACAAACUGACCAUCCGCUAUUCUCGGCCAGUUU